Molecule: messenger RNA, 3122 nt
Organism: Alosa alosa (allis shad)
Lineage: Eukaryota; Metazoa; Chordata; Actinopteri; Clupeiformes; Clupeidae
Gene: tap2t
Product: transporter associated with antigen processing, subunit type t, teleost specific
Exons: 11
Coding region: 192-2345 (717 amino acids)
Biological process (GO): antigen processing and presentation of endogenous peptide antigen via MHC class I; transmembrane transport
Cellular component (GO): endoplasmic reticulum membrane; TAP complex
Molecular function (GO): MHC protein binding; ABC-type oligopeptide transporter activity; ATP hydrolysis activity
Source: RefSeq, a predicted model, not a curated record
UAGCAAUAUAAAUGCAAUUCGUUGCGUUGACUAGCUAGCGUAGCGUGUGUGAUUAGCCAAAAAAUCGAAACCUUAGAUGUUAUGUUCUAGUGAACUUGUUUCUUAUGACCAUUAACAUUACUGUUUUCUCUGCCUUUGUCUUCUAGGAUUAGGCUAGAGAGUGUGAUUGGCAUUCUCCAUUUCCAUGAACAAUGUCGGGGACACUUGCACUUGUGAAACCAUAUGUGUUUCUUCUGACUUUUGACGCUUUGCUGUGGCUAUUAAUUUGGCUUUCCGUCGUGAGUUUAGGUGUCACAAACAGCGUCGGUGUUACAUGGCUAUGGUGUUACAGGCUGGUAUGUUGGGCUAUACUUCACCAUUUGGCGCUGUUGAUCAAUAUCGAGAAGGGACAGCAGAUGGUGCUGGUGCGAUGGGUUGCAGCACUGUGUCUCCUCCUUCCCACUUACGAGACUGUAAAAACUUUGAUUCCGUUCACCCUACAAAACAACUGCCCAGUUCCCGAUGUCGGGAUGGUGGCCCUGUGUGCAGCGGCCGCAAGCAUGGCAUGUCUGUUGUGGGAGUGGGUGUUCCAUGACAAGGCGAAGGGUGAUAGCGGAAAGCAAAUUAAGCAACAAGAGGCCCGGGCACUGCUCAUGAGGGUGGUACGUUAUUCAUAUCCAGACUACCUUUACCUGGGAGCUGCCUUCUUUUUCCUCACCUUGACAGCUCUGGGGGAGACUUACAUUCCAAUAUAUAUUGGGAAAGUGAUCGAUAUUCUAAGUGGUACCUAUGAUCAUGACAGCUUCCUCUCGGCGAUUGGCCUAUUGGGUCUGUUCUCUUUGGGCAGUUCUCUAUUUGGAGGCCUACGUGGAGGUAUGUUCAUGUGUAGCCUCUGUCGAAUGAACAAGAGAAUACGACACAUGCUCUUUCAGAACCUGAUACGGCAAGAGAUUACCUUCUUUGAAGAAAACAAGCCAGGUAGCCUUUCAUCACGGCUCAUCUUGGACACCGAUAAGAUGGGCCGCUCGGUGGCCAUGAACGUGAACGUGCUCCUGCGCAGCCUGGUGAAGACCACAGGCAUGCUGUGGCUCAUGCUGGGCCUCUCCUGGGAGCUCACGCUGCUGGCCUGCGUCGAGAUGCCCCUGGCGGUCCUGCUGCAGAACUCCUACAACAUGCUCUCACAGGAUCUAUCCCAGCAGCUGCAGGACUGCCAGGCGGAGACGCAGGAGCUGGCCGGCGAGGUCAUCGGGGCGGUGCGCACAGUGCGCAGCCUCCACGCCGAGCAGCAGGAGCUGCGCCGCUACCAGGAGGCCCUCGACAAGAUGUUCAACAUCAAGAAGCGCAAGGGCAUCUACAGCGCCGUGCAUCUGCUGCUCAGGAGGACGGUGACAGUUGGAAUAAAGGUCCUGAUGCUGCUCGUGGGGCGAGCCCUCAUCGCCUCCCAGCAGCUCAGCAUGGGGAGCCUGCUCUCCUUCGUCCUCUAUCAAAAAGACAUGGCCACCAAUAUGAAGCACCUGGUAUAUAUCUAUGGAGACAUGCUGAACACGGUGACGUCAUCUGUCAAAGUCUUCCAGCUCCUCGACAGGAAACCGAGGAUGAAGGAGGAGGGUUCGUUGGCACCCAAACAACUGGAGGGCAAGCUAGCUUUCCACAAGGUCACUUUCUCGUACCACUCUCGCCAGGAUGUCCAGGCACUGAGGAAUGUGACGCUGGAGAUAGCUGCAGAGCGCAUGACUGCGCUGGUGGGGCUCUCUGGUGGUGGGAAGAGCUCGUGCGUGAGCCUGCUGCAGCGCCUCUAUGAGCCGCAGGGAGGGGAGGUGCUGCUGGACGGGGAGCCGCUCCACCACUACGAGCACCGGUACCUGCGCAGCAAGAUGGCUGUGGUAUCCCAGAAUCCUGUGCUGUUCUCAGGCUCGGUCAGAUACAACAUUGGCUACGGCCUGAAGGGCUGCAGCGAGGAACAGGUGAAGGAGGCAGCAAAGAGAGCCAACGCUCACGACUUCAUCUGCCUACUACAGGAUGGCUAUGACACAGAUGUGGGGGAGUGUGGAGAUCAGCUGUCUGCUGGCCAAAAGCAGUGCAUUGCCAUUGCCCGCGCUCUGGUGCGGAGACCUCAGAUCCUCAUCUUGGAUGAAGCCACCAGCUCCAUGGACGUCAAUACACAGGAGGCUGUCCAAGCGGUUCUGAACGGGGCCGAGGGCCAGACAGUGCUGGUGAUUGCCCAUCGGCUGCAGACAGUAGAACGAGCGGACCACAUCAUCGUCAUGGACAACGGGGAGGUGGUGGAGCAGGGCACGCACCAGCAGCUCAUGGAAAUGGAGGGCCAGUACUACCGGCUCCGAGAGAAACUCUUCCCGGAGGACUGAGAGGGCUGGGAGUUGAAACCCAACGGCAGCUGGAUCAGUACACACCUGGUCUUGCCAGGCCAGACAUGGUCUUGUCGCUUCAGGACAGAUACACAUUUCAGGACAACUGUUGGUGGGUGAUGGCAGAUGGCUCUGCUGCUGACAAGGCGAUGCCCACAGGCAACCUAUCACUUCACAGAGGCACCAGUGCAUAUUGGGCAAACAGAGGCUCUGAGUCACUGAAUCUGCUUUAUGCAUUGUCCUCUCAAGGCAUUAGAUUUGUUUAGACAUUUUACACUCCAUCAAGCUUCUCACAUUAAUGGUUUCCACUCACAUCUGAGCCAGAUUACCCCAUGGCUGUCUGCAUACAGAACAUGGAUUACAAUACACAACACAUUUCCGAUCACAUUUAUCCCUGAGAGACAAGUAAAACCUCCAGAGCUACUCCUUCAUGAUAAGUCUCUUUCUCAUCAAAAUGCCAUUUUAUGCUGUGAGGUAGGAGGAGCUGCUGUGAAAGCAUUUUUGAGAACAGAAUACAAAACCUUUGAGAUUUCUUUUGGAUUUUUUUUUUCUUCAAACAUUUGUGUGUGUUUCCAUCCCACUACUACCAUUGUACUCAAAGAUAUAGAAUUUAUAUAGCAUACAUACACCCCUUUCUUCCCCCUCAAUCUACAUGGUAUUACAAAUGUGAUGUCAUAGACUGCAUUCACUUAAUCUUAAUUUGAACAAAAUGAUUGAUUGAUUUUUAUUUAUGUAGAUUCUACCCAAACUUUCAUGGAUAAAGCCAGCUUAAACCAG